GCAGGUUAUGGACGAUAGACAGAGGUACUAGAAUACGGGGAAAAGCGGGAAUCGGUGAAUUACGUAGUUCGCCGUAAAACCGCCGCUACUACAACAAUACUACUAGCGCCAUAAGGGUCGUUUUCUCAGAGCCUAUCACAAUUGAGCGUCUUUUGCGAAGUUACCUGCUCUCGUCUCGAUAGUUGGGUGCAGUACUUUAGGUAUAAUACUGAAUUACUCUUGCAAAUGUCGUAGGGUGGUUCCUUUAUAGCUAGCGAAUCGAGUCAGUAUGAUGAUUGUAAAAAAGCUGUGAUUUGAGGGGCCUGGGCGUGUACAAAGAAGCAGUGAGACAGUCUAUGUUAAUUUUGGAGACACUGACAUGCUGGAAUGCACAGCGUUGGGCCGCCAGCAUGAGCAGAGCGGUUUUGUUGCAGCAAAACACAUUCCACAGUAAAUUGUGCCGCCGCUGAUGAUUUGGACCGGCGAAAGCGGCUGCCACUGCAGCGGGCCGAGCCCGAUCCCGCGAUUGAGCACCAUGCAUGCAAAAGGAGAGUGCAAGGUGCAUGUCUACGUCGAGAGCCUCUUCAUCUCCGUGUGCAUGCGGAGCGGACGAAGUGAACAACUGUUUGUUGUCCGAAGUGACGUAAUGAAGAUAGUACAGGACCAAGGCAAACAGCUUGAGUGCAACACGCUGGUGUCAUAGCUAGGAAAAAGAAGAGUGCACCGCCGAAACUGAACUUCCAGUUGAAUCUACAUCCGGGCCUGUUCGUCAACAAAACGGCCGACGGACCACACACACGCUGCGCGCGCUGCAUGCAUGCCCAGCCAGAGCAUAAUUAUUUUGCUGCGUGCGCGCGCGCGCGCGGGAGCACGUGACGGGCGACAUUAUCACGUGGUGUUUUUGUUUGUCUUCUCCACAGUGUUCUCACAGUUCGGAUUUUAGGCUUGCAGAACCAUGGGAAUAGAAACUGCACUGGAGUUUCCCGCUGAAGGGGGGAGCAAAUUUCUUUCCAGCUCUUCUUUUGACAUGAAUAAUGCUGUUGAUUCUCUGACUCCGAAGACAGCUGGCGCUCAAACUCAAAGGCACUCUACGGGGAAGCAAGGGGAGCCAAGCGACUGUGCAGGCAUCCUACAGGCUGUUCAACAGAGUGCUCCACAGGCUAGAACUCCAGAACACGAAUGCCAGGCUCUCAGAAGUACAAAAGCACCAGGAAGAAACCCACUGCAGGAUUAUCCUGAAGAGGGACCAGAGAACACACUGCAGACUACCAAACUUCCCUCUAAAGAGAUCCCAGAAGACUUACUGGAAAGAAUGAAAACAUGUAAAAUGGACUCACAGGAAAUACAAAAAAGAAAACAAAGGAGCAACCCAAUAAACAUGAGCAAGGAACUGCUGCAAUGUACUUUACCUGCUUACCUGGAGUCAGCUGUGCAACCUCUGCUGAGAGGCAUAGUAGAAAAAUUGCAGCUAAUGCGUAGUGGGCAAGAAAGGCUGGAUGAUAGCCUGCACAAAAGGGCACAAGAAACCGUAGAGGCUGUUCAGCAUAGUCUCGGAGAGCGGAUUUCCCAGAUGAAUAGGGAAGAGCAGCUUUACUAUGCCUACAUGAUCCGCUCGUUUAGCAUGCGUCUUGUUGGAUACCACGGUUCACCAGAGCAACUGCAGUCGUCUGUUGCAGUUCCUGGACUAGUUGCUCUACUCCUGAGCAUAGGCCUUGGUCUAGAAGAUGGCUUGUACAGAAACAUUGUGGACAAUGAUGGCUUCUUUGUUGUUGUACCUGUAUUUAGGGCUAUGGUUUGUGAAGGCAGAGUUCCGGUACCUCCCGGAAACCCUACUGUAACUGAAGCUUUUCAACAAAUAGAUUCCAUAAACUCCCAUCAGUGGUGGUACCAACAUUUUCUGGGAUCCUUUGAGCAAACAGCCCUUUGUAUGAAUAUGAGCACUUUUACCACUCGAAAUGAAGAAAGAAGUGGUGUUAAUAAUAAAAGUACAUUGGUUGGAAAACAUGCUUUUGGUAAGGAUUCCACCAUUGGAGACAUAGGAGACGAGAAAGGAAAGCAUCCAACUCAUAGCGGGUUCUGCGGCGAUAUUAAUGGAGCUCAUAUGUUUCCAACUGAGAGAUUUUCGAGCAUUUCACACAAUGACUCUCAUGUGGAAGGUGACUACAGUGAAGCAGCUGCAGUAGCACUAGCAUUGAAACAGGGCUUUUCAUCGUUUUCACAAAUAAUGCUGUUUAAUGGUAGAAAUGGUUCUAAGAGUAUUGCUUUGCCCGAAGUAGACCAGACCAGUGAUGUGUAUGCGGGGAGUGCUACAGGAUUUGAAUGGCGGUCUUUUGAUUCUCAAGUUACUAGAGCAACCACUAUAGAAAACGUAGUGCAUGUCGUAAAAAAAGUGUCUGUUGAAAUGAAGGAUAUGCAAAAAGUUAAGAAAUGGGCAGUACCUAAAGAGCCGCCGUUCAACAAUCAGACAAAUGCAGUGUCAUUGACAUCUGAGCGCUAUUCUGAUCAGGGUAGAAACAUGGUAGCCAAUGCCUCCUCUGAACCACUACCUGUAGCCAGUGCUUUCUCUGAACCACAACCUGUAGCCAGUGCCUCCUCUGAACUGCAACCCUUGUUAACAUGCCCACCUGCACCAAAGCCUCAACCUCCUCCCCCUACUGUGUGGUGCUGGAAGAGACGACUGGAAUCUCUGACCAAUGUGCAUGGUUUUAUAGGUAAUGCAGGUCCGGUAGCAUUGGAAGAGCAAGACACGGAGUGUCAGGAAACUAUCUGUCAUGCAAUAGCCUGUGUCUUUAGAGAUGAUGAUGCAGUUUCUCUCAUUCACACACUAUGCAACAACAAUAUAUCUCCCAGACUCUUCUGCAUGCAGGACAAACUUGGAAAUACUCCACUUCACAUUGCAGUCUUGCAUGAUGAUAUAUUGGUUGCAAGAGAGCUUGUUGGACUAGAUCCAUCUGCCAUAUCCAUUAGAAACUGUGAGCAUGUGACUCCUCUAGAUAUUGCAGUGAGCAAAAUGAAUGAUGAGAUGGUUAGCUGUCUAUUGGGGAAAUGUGUGCUGUCUGAUCCACAUGGUACUAGUAGUGUGGUGCUCUUGCAGUCUUGUCUCUUAAAAGCAAUGAAAACCGGUCACAUUUACUACCUCGAAACCCUGCUAAAACUUCACUCUGUGCAUGAUCUUGCCAUUGACUUUGAAUGUGCGGACGGUGAUGGGUAUACAGCUUGGCAUCAUCUUAAGCAGAAUGUACCAGGUGCGAGAGCUGCUGCUAUAAAAGUGUUGAAGGACUCUGGCUUGAGCGAAAAAUUGCGUAGGAAGCUACUGAAGAUGCUAAAUGCAGACUUCUGUCUGGAUUUUUCUGCUGAAGAUCCUGCUGCUGUCCCUACUGCACGAGAAAUUGAUUCCCUACCAUCAGUUAAAGACAUGGACUCACCAGAAGAAAGAUGUACUGCUGCAAUAGACACAGAAUCUCAGUCUGAACAAUCCAUGUAUUCAGAUGAGGAAAAAACUUCGCUAAACACUGUUUCGAGUACUGAAUGUAAAAGCACAACUGGAAUAGAAAUGGAUGUAUUUGACUCAUCCUCAGAUGGAUUAAAAACUUUAAAAUCUAGUCCAUUACCCAAGGAACAUGAAAAUGAUAACCCAACCAUACUGGCAUCUGAACCUUAUGACGCAGUAAGUGCACCUGACUUCAGAUCUGAUACUGUGACUGAAGAGUUGAACAAGGAAGAUACAUCUACAGAAGAACCUCCCCAUAAAGCACAAAUAUCUCUACCCUGCCAGCCAGUGGAUGAUGUAAUCCAAGGAGAGAAAUUGGAGGAAUCAGACAACGAAAUUAAGCCUAUCCGUGUUUUUCACCCCGUCACCAGUCUUCAAACAGGCAAUAUUGUCGGUCCACUCUGGCGGAUGAGGCAAAAGUUUAAAAAAGCGGAAGUUCAGAAAGAUAAGAAUACAUCAACUUUUGCAUCAGCAAUCUGGAAGAACAGGUAUCAUAAUCCCUACCUAGAAAUGAGGAUGUUAAGAAAGGGUCUACGGUUUGAUCUCUCGUGUCAACAACAAAAUUCCCAGUGCCGUGACACUUCUUUGUACGGUGCAACUGCCUCUACUCACAACUCAGUACUCCCACAAUCAAAAGCUUCUCCACCAGCAAAAGAGAGAAUAGAGGAGGAAUGGUCAAUUUUAACUCGUCAGUACACAAGAGGUGAUAUGACGAACAAAAUUCCUGAAACUAAGCGAAACGUACAUGUACCUGGAUACAGCUCCACAAGAUAUACCGUCUGUAGCUCGAUGGCAAGGUACUACUUCCCACCGGUUGCAUGUUCUAUCGCAUUCAAGCAGUCAUUUGUCGACAGCAGAAACAUUGUAUUUCACAUCAAAUCAGCUGACACUCAUGUACGUAGAAAGAUGUUUCAUUGUCUAGAAAGUGAAGUUCUGAACUUUAAGAAACACUCUUCUCUUGCAAGCCGUCCUGUACAUCUCUUACACAUUCAUGUGGAACCGUCGGUGGAUGAUUCGGCAGGUAAAGAGGUGUGUAGAACUUAUGAAAGCACCAUUCCUUGGCAAGUAAAGUCUCAAAAUGGCACUAAACCUAAUCCUCGCUCCCUCCCUGACCAAAUUCAGAAAUAUGGAUGUCAAUAUUUUGAUACAAGUAUUUGUACCUCCAGUGCAGAGCAAGAAGAACAAACUUACACUUUUACUGAUGAGCCUGGCUUAUAUUUUGUUCCAAUACUACUAGAUUCAGCAUUUGAAAAACUACCAAUUUCUGACACACAAGAAGCAAUUGAUAUUAGAGAGGGCAUGGUUCAAAAUGGUUCACCUAAAUCAAAUGCAAAUGUUGCUGCCUCUAAUACAGAACCGCUGGAACAAACUGACACUUGUACUGAUGAGCUAGGCUUAUUAUUUUCUCUAACACUAUAUUCACCAUGUGACCCAAUCCCUGAUACACAAGAGGUAAUUGAUAUUACGAAGGAAGAUAUUGAUGAGAAUCCUGAGCCGUGUUAUGACCCAGAGCAAAUUUCAGAAUUAACUUUGUUUAUUCAGCCACUAUCUUUAGCAGUUACUGUAUCGGAUAAUACAUCUCCUGCUCAAGAAAACAACUCACGAAGUGAAGGUGCUGUGGAAGAGUCAAGACCAGAACUUCUUGAAAGAUUUAAGCUAGAACCGAAUUCCCAUUGUGAAUCAGCUUCCUUUAGCAGCAGUAAAACUAGCACCAAUUCUUCAACUGACUCACAAGGGUGCACUUCUGCAAAGGAUACUCAGCAGUCUGAUUUGUCAUCAUCUGAGUUACCGUUACGUCAGAAACACUCAGCGUCUGGAAAUAGGCAACGUGCAGAAUCUAGAAUUCUGAAAAAUCGAUGUUCAAGUUCAGAAUCAUCAGAAUCAGACAGUAAAGAACAAUCUAAUGAUCCUACAAGGGGAAAAAAGAAGUACGCAAAAGGUGGUGCAUCUGCACCGCCAAGUAAAUCAGCAACACUAAAGCCACUAAUACAAUCGCAGGAAAAAAAGCAAUGUGUGAACGAUAGUGAGGUAGACGGCGCUGGCACUCCUGUCCAUGCUGCAACGUAUAGUCCAUCAGUAGACGGCUCUACCAAACUCUGUACCAGUAACAUCACUAAUAGUCAACCCACGGAUGACACUGAGGUUGAUGGCUUUACCACUCCGCCUACUGAGACUCCGCCUACUGACACUCUACCAUCAAUAUUAUAUGACUCUGCCAAACCCUCUGCUGCUGAAACUGCAGCAACAAACAGUCCACCGUGCAGAGAGGAAGAGUCCUCGGGAGUGAGUGUGUUGGAGUUCACCAACUCCAGUAACCCUCUGGAUGUCAUCCACUCCCACAUGAAGGUCUACUCCAAGUGCUGUCCUCGACACGACAUAAGGAACUUUGUAACAAUUGGCACGACCUACCCACCAUCUGACGCAUUUGGCCCAAAGAGAAGAUAUUGUUCCAUCAAAGACAUACACUCGGAUCCAAGUCACUCAGAGUUUGACUACACAAAGAAACUCUCGGCUCAGAGCAUCAGCAACAGACACUACAGAGACAGUGAGAGCCAGCAGAUCAUGUUUGAGAGACCCAGCCCAGAGUCAGUUCUGAGACAGAACAGGGGAGCCCUACCUCCCAAACUCCACUCACCGUCACUAGUGCAGAGUCUCAUGGAGACAACAGAGUCCCACCCCAGUCCUCCCCUUUCUUCCAGACAGCAGACUUCACAGCUUCACCAUCCGACCGAGAACUUGGCCCAGGGACGAAGCAAGAACAGUGACGCUGCUGUCGUUACUGUAGCCAACAGAGAAGCAAGUGCAGAAAACCCUAAAUCAACAAGAAGAGUCCAAAAUGCUCGCAGUUCAAUACAAUCUCGACACUCAUUCCUGGACUCAGAGACUGUACCGAGAGACCACAAGGAGAGGAUACGUGGCACAGCAGAGCUCCUCCAUGCCCAGGACUACAACAGGAUUCUCCCCAUAGCCUACGAGGGGGAUCCCCCUCACUCUCUCCCUCCUCUGCUAAAGAUUCCGUUCGUCUUCAUCACUGGCCUGGCCUACUACAAGCUGUCCAGCCACAAGAAGAGUGUCCAGUUCUUCACCCAGUGUCUGGCACUGGCAGACGACUGUGGCAGAGACGGAGACAUCACUAUCUGCAACAUCUACAUCGGGGACAUUGAUUUUGCCAAGAGGAGGUACUCUGAGGCUGCCGGGAGGUACCAGACAGCUCUCCAGCAUUACUCCAGAGAGUCGGUGGCCCAGGACUUCCGUAUGGUGAUGCCCACCCGCUCAGCCGUCUGGCUCAAGUGUGGCUCUGCCUUCAAGAAUGCCUCCAGAGUAGGGGACUCGGUGGCUGCCUACGAGAAGGCCAUUGAGCUAGCUGCCUCCAAGAAGGACCAGCUGAGUGCCCACACCAGUCUGGGGAACCUCUACCAGGGCAUCGGGGAGAACGGGAGAGCCGUGAAGGAGUACGAGGCAGCCAUAGAGCUAGCUCAAGAUCUCGAAGACAAUGUCUCCCUUGGCUGGAACCACGGGAAUCUGGGGAAUGCCCUCCUUGGGCUCCACCAGAGAGACAAGGCCCUCCACCACCUCUUCAAGGCCCUGGAUAUGGCAGUGGAGUUUGAAACCACGCCUCAAGCAAUAGGUAGAGCAUAUAACAACCUCGGAACUGCCUUCCAGUCACUGAAUGAACUCGCAAAGGCAGAAGAGCACUACGAUCUAGCUCUUGCUCAAGCCAUCUAUGGCAACGACAUCCCAGGCCAGGCGAGGGUGUACGGGAACAUAGGGAACCUCCAGAUGCUGAACAAACAGUACGACAGAGCGGUUCCCCACUACACAGAGGUCAUGCGUCUCUCGCAGGACAAGGCCACCAUUACCACAGCCCACCACAACAGAGGCUGUGCCUACUAUGACUGGGCUGAGAAGAAGAAGACAGCUGCCAUGCCAAAGACUCCCACGAUUCACGGGGGAAACAGUUCAGCUCAGAAGCCUAGAGGACCCACUCGAUCAUCGAUACCUGAUGUGGGCCGAAGCAGUGGAGCAAGAAGUAUGGCAACCAAUUGUAGAGAGAUAGAGAUCAAGGGACAACAAUCCUCUCGGCACCUCACUGUAUCAGACUCUCACAGCUCCUCAGAUGACGAGCUACCGACCAAAGAGAGCUGUUUCAGUGUCUCCCUGCACGGACCUGACUUUGAGCGCUGCGAGGACAUUUUCAGACCUCACAUUGUCACUCCAGCCAUCCAGAAGUACUUCCUGCAGGGAACCAGGGACCUGGAGUAUGUGAUAAAACACCACGAGGUGAAUUUCAGUGGCAUCAAGGGCUCCUCGAAGGGACUUAGUCUCUCGGUCUCCCUCUUUGAAACCAACAGCAGAACCUUCCACAGAAUGCAGGACUGCCUGGUCCACAUCCAGAAGGGGGAGGAGCAACCAAUCAGAUACGAAGACGCUCUCCUGGUGGCCGAGCAGAGCAGAGCCCGGACCCUCGGAGAGCUGAUGCUGAGGAGAAGAGGGCCUCAGUUGGAGCACGAGCUCAUGUCCCCUCCCUCUCUGUUCCAGAUGAAGGCCAUCGUGGGCAGACAGAGCUGCCCCGUUGUCUACCUCUCGUACACAGGAGAGAGGCUCCUGGGCUGGCUCCUCUACCCCACCUCUGACAACCAGUCCUCCAUCGUCAACAUGUUUGAAGUUCCUCUCAGUGACAACGAGUUUGACGGAAAAUCUCUGGACUACCAUCUUCGCUACAGCCUCAAUGAGCAACUGGUCGAGAAGAGCUUCGAAAUGUACAAGCCGUUUGACUACGAGAAGGAAAAGACAGAGCCGCUGGAGAAGCUGUAUGACUUGGUGGCUCGACCCGUCAUGAGGAUGCUCUCUACUCUGAACACCAAACACUCCCUGCAACAAGGAUCUGCUGAAACAGAUCAGGUCCGAGGGAAAAAGAAAGGGGGACUUCGAAAGAUUGUUGUUAUUCCUGAUAGCUACACCAACCUUCUCCCCUUCACCUGCGUCCUCGACAAAGACACUGGGAAAUUCUGGGGAGACAACUACUACUUCCAAAUAGUGCCCUCCCUGCUAACGAUGGGUAUUCUGGACCAGCUGCCAACAGUGUCAGUGACCAUCCCAGUCCAGUACCAACAGAUGCUGUGUGUGGUUGGCAACCCCAACAUCCCUCGCUUCAAGUUCAACAACGAAGACUGGGACCUCGGCAAGCUACCACACGCCACGAAGGAAGCAGAGUGGGUGUCCCACAUACUGCAGUGUAAACCCAUCCUCCACGAACAGGCCACAAAGGACGCAGUUCUCAUGAGAAUCAUGAACGCCAAAGUCAUCCAUCUGGCCACCCACGGCAGUGCAGUCGCAGGGUUCCUUGCAUUUGCAGGAAUGACAUCAUCCUCCAGCGAGGCCGUCGAUGCCAAACGUGUCCUCAUCUAUCCCGACGAGAUCGAGUCGCUCAACAUCUCCCCGGCACUCGUCGUACUCAGCAGCUGUGACAGCGGACGAGGUGUCUUCAAGGCAGACGGAAUCCAAGGAAUGGCCAGAGCCUUCAUCCUGGCAGGGGCCCAGGCGGUCCUCACUGCACUGUGGAGGGUCCCGGACGAGUCUGCCUGCAUCUUCAUGCAGUUCUUCUACCAGUACCUGGUGGAGGGGAUGCGUGGGACCCAGGCCCUCCACAAGGCAAUCCUCUGUCUCCGCUGUUUCUCCAAGUACUCCCAGUACAUCCACUGGAGUGGCUACCAGCUCACUGGCAGAGAGUUCCAGUUCAGUGUCAGCCAGUCCUACUCACGAGCCCAGCUGGCCACCAGACUUGGUACCUCCUCUGUCUUCCCUCGACUGGACAUUCUGAAGAACCUGGAGACUGCCUUCUUGAACAAUCCCAAGCUACCCACUGAUGUACAGGUCCUGCACGCUCCACCAGGAGUGAAGCCCUCUGAGCCACUGGUUGAUUUCAUCCACUGUCACCACACCCACUUCUCUGGAGGCAUCUUCUGGGUCAACUGCCGCACCCCUCAGCUCAUUGAGGCCUCCCUCACUGCCAUCAAAAACAGUCUGAGACUGAAAGAGCUCUCGGAGCUCCCAUUCCUCGAGUCCCACCCAACAUUGGUUGUUCUCUACUACCUCAACCACUUCCCCAAGGAGGACGACAGCCCUCUACUGAGUCUCCUGAAGCACUCCAGUGUCCACAUUGUCGUCGUCUCCAAGACCGCAUUCCCAGAGCAGCUGCAGAAGUCCGCGCACAACCAGCUCAUCCGAGGGACCAACAUCAUCAACAUCAAGCCACUGUCAACAAUCCACGCCACGCAGCGUCUGGUCCACUCUGCCCUCCAGAACCACCACCUGACUCCCUCCAAAACAGAGCAGGUGUUGUUUGAGAAACUGGCCGAGUUCACCACUGGAAGUCCUCCCAUCAUCGAUCUGACCAACUCGCUCCUAGACCUCACUCUCACACGGACAGACGCCAGCACAGAAGACGCUCUCAAAGACUUUGCCUCUGGAGUCAGGUUGUCCGAGCUGCCUCAGCAGAAGCCUCUGUCUGUUCCCAGGGAGCACCUCUCUUCCCAGCCACAGGAACAAUUCCUCCGCACACCUGUGAGAGACGUCAGUCGAGAACUCUAUGAGAGCAUCAAGAGAGACGGCGAAGAAGACGUCUUUAUCACCAGUGCAAAGUAUGACUCGUGGCAGGUGGUGACGGUCCUCAUCCAGCACUGCGAUCUCACCCCUGAAGAGAGGCUCCUCCUCUUCUGUCUCUCCAGCUUCAACUGCUGCCCCAUCCCGGCCUCCUACGUCACAGAGGUUGCCACCAUCAUCACCAAGGCCGCGCACCAGUCCCACCUCGCCAGCACUCUCCACAACAAACUCAGAGAUACCAAGAUGCUCAAAGACUACCCCAAACCCCUCAUCUAUCACCCCAACUACCCAAAUUCUUCCACCGACGAAGAAACCGACAUUGACUUUGUGUACAUCCCGCGUUUCAUCUCAGCAGCCGUGUGGAAAGACAUGAUGUCUGACUUUGACAAGGUGAUGGCUCUGACCACUUGCUACAAGGCCCUCGAGAUCUCUGCCAGUCAGUAUCAAAACUCGGUAGGCCAAUCAAAACAGUCCACAGCUGAGAAUCUACAGGUGCUGCACCUGCUUGGAGCAGCCAGCAUCCUAGUGGAGAGCUUUGAACAACAUUUCAAGCUAGUGGGAAGAUCGUGUUUCCAGAAGGUUUAUAUGCUCUUCAUCCAACUUCACCGACACUGUCUACAACCGCACCCACAAGUUAAAUCACUCGAACACUUAUGAGCUAUGUAUAUCACAGAGUCAGAUUUUAUUCAUGCUAUUCAAAAGCACUACCUGUAACAAAUCAAAAGUUGACCCCUUAUUCUGACUCUGUGAUUACAUAAUUCAUAAUAGAUUGAGUGAUAUAGCCAGUUGUGGAUCAGUAUCCGAUAGAGAUUACAGCUGGGGAUGAAAACAAAACCCUUGAGAGCGUAAAUCGUAUAUGAAGCUACGAAUGAACUCAACAGUGAUUUCCUCCACGAAAUGGAGAACAAAUUUAAGGCAACAAUCACUUAUUACAGGUCACGUAACUGUCAUUGUAUAUACAGUGAUUAAAAAACAUCAAAUUUUGCUGGUGUAUAUACAACACAA
This is a messenger RNA of Geodia barretti, 11077 nucleotides long. The record is from the annotation of a GenBank genome assembly. Lineage: Eukaryota; Metazoa; Porifera; Demospongiae; Tetractinellida; Geodiidae.